AUGGAGAAGUCCAUGGACAGCGGUGUCCUCCACGACGACGAAGGAGGCCAGCACCGCGGUCUGGUAUCCGACGUGAAGCCAGCGUCGGCCCUCGAUUUGGUCGUCAACGACUGCAGCACAGCCAUCGAGAAGGUCAACCUAGAAAUCUAUUCCACGGAGGGGCAGGUGAAGAACCUGGCAGACAUACGUGCCACCAUCCAUUCCUGUGUCCAGGGGGAUGGCAAAAAGCCACCGCUCUGCAAGUAUUCGUGCCCGCCGCCGCCGGAGAAGCCGUGCUCGGCUAACGAGACUGCCAUCGUCGACAAGCUGAGCGGCGUAUACAAUGCGUGGGUUGCCACCGAGAAAUUCCUCACGGAAUUACUGCCUCCAGCUGAAGUCAAUGAUAAAGAGGCGCCAAAGAAGUAUGCAUAA
This is a messenger RNA of Miscanthus lutarioriparius, 411 nucleotides long. The record is from the annotation of a GenBank genome assembly. NCBI's taxonomy places the organism in Eukaryota, Viridiplantae, Streptophyta, Magnoliopsida, Poales, Poaceae.